AAUUCAUCCAGUUACCUGUGACAAUUGCCAAAAGACUAAGAAAAAGUAAUUGGGUUUCUAAAAUAAAAUCAGUGAAUCUUGUUAAUUUCACGAAUAUUGUUUUGUCUCUACGUAAGAAAAUAAACUUUGGAAAGUGCGAAAAUAUGCCUAUGCUCAGAAAACCCAAAAAAACGCUUCUCUCGCCAUUUGAAAAUUCGAAAAAAAUGCAUAUUUACUUAAAAGAAGAUUAUAAAGAGAAUCUAAGAAACAAUGAGGCGAAUCAAUAUCUACGACCAAAACCAACCAAAACGGUUUCACAAUUAAAUAGUAGUGUUCAACUAGACAAAAAUAAAAUCAACAAUCACGUUGAACUUACUAAAGUCCAUUCAUUCAACGUAUCCGUAAUGCCGGAUUGCUCAACUAAUGAUCAAUUUAGGAAUGUUGAUAAGGAAGCUCCAAAUCAAGAGAAAUUGAGACAGUUUCCAGGUGAAAUAAAAUCAAAAAGGAAUAUCCUACAGCACGAUGAAGUUGAUAAUGCACUAGGUUACAAGGAAAAACCUUCCACUAAAAAAACUAAGAAGAAAAUAAUUGAGCAAAACCUAAACAAAAACUUAGUAGAGUCAAAAUCGGACGAACUUAUUGAAUUGGCAGAAUUAAAUAUGAAGUUAAGUCAGGAAAAGUGGAGUGAAAAAAGUAAAUUGCAGUUAGAAGAACUAGAUAAGUUGGUGCAAUCUAACCUACAACUAAGUCAAGAAAAACUGCGUCCUCUACAAUCCCCUAGUCCACGCGCAAAACGCAAUAUGAGUAAAGAUAAUUACCAACAAGCAAACCCAAAAAGAAAAACAAAAGAUAAUAAAAAUAAAAAACAAAAAGAGACUAGCUGCCUAAACCAUGACAUGUUAAAUAAUAUAAUAAAGAAUAACAUUCCAGAUUCACAAAAAAAUAAAGAUAAAGCUAAGAUGAAAAAGCUUGACAGUUUCGCAAAUAAAAAUGAAACCCACAAAACUCGAGACAACAAACAAACUGAUGAACAAAUUAUAAAUCGCAUGACUGAACUCCAAAAUCUACGAGAUGUGGGAGUUUAUGUUUAUUGCGAUAUAUGUGAUAAAAUCCGUUAUUUAGCAGAUUACAAAGAUCCACUGGACCUCCCUGAAAAAUGGUACUGUUACAUGAACCCCGAUUUAAAAUAUAACAAAUGUAGCGAUCCAGAAUAUCCAUUGAGCAAAGAAACUGAACAAUUAUUAAUUAGGAAUAAGUUCAAUGCUGGAAGCAUUGUAUGGGCUAAAAUGGAGGGUUAUCCGUGGUGGCCAGCUAUGGUGGAAGAUGACCCUGACAUUGAGGAUUAUUAUUGGUUGGAGGACGAUUCUGACGAACCAACUUAUUACCACGUAACAUUUUUCGAUACUAAACAAGUAACGAGAGCUUGGAUUAAAACGGAGUAUUUAAGAUCAUUUGAAAUAAAUGCAGGAAGCAAAUGCUUUUUGUCAAAAAAGAAGAGUAUUUAUAGCCAUAGGGUGGAGAUGUCGACCAAAACUGCACAAAAAGCGUAUAAAAUGCAGCUAUUAGAUAGGCUGAAGACGUUCGGGUUUGUUAAUCGUUUCAGUAUUAACAAAAAUAGACGCAAAGUAAAUAAAAACACGGAGAAGAAACACUUUAAAAGCAAUGAAUAUAUAAAUGACCAAUUACUGAUUAAUGCAAAAAUUUAUGACGAAAUGAUUACGGACUGUUUGGAUAAUAAUUACACUUCCUGUCUUGAUAUUUCACCUAACCUCUUUUAAUUUGCUGCAAAUAUUUCGCAAGUUAUUGCCUAAUUUGGUUUAUAUUUUUGUUUUUUAAUAAUGGACAUAUCUUAAACAGUCUUCAGAAUUGCAUAUAAUUUGUUUAGAUUGUUUAGUCUAUUUAUAAUAUUUGUA
Cylas formicarius (sweet potato weevil) is the source of this 1892-nucleotide messenger RNA. RefSeq names its product zinc finger CW-type PWWP domain protein 1-like. The transcript is spliced from 3 exons. Lineage: Eukaryota; Metazoa; Arthropoda; Insecta; Coleoptera; Brentidae. The record is from RefSeq and is a predicted model, not a curated record. The coding region runs from base 144 to 1757 and encodes 537 amino acids. Gene Ontology annotation, molecular function: zinc ion binding. Gene Ontology annotation, cellular component: nucleus.